Messenger RNA from Biomphalaria glabrata, 4195 nucleotides. Its product is annotated as WD repeat and FYVE domain-containing protein 2-like. Lineage: Eukaryota; Metazoa; Mollusca; Gastropoda; Planorbidae. The record is from RefSeq and is a predicted model, not a curated record. The coding region runs from base 94 to 1389 and encodes 431 amino acids. Gene Ontology annotation, molecular function: protein binding; metal ion binding. The transcript has 14 exons.
UCAGGAAAUCCCCUUGCCAGCUACGUCAUCGCCAAUAGAAAACUGGUUGCCAAAUAGUAGAUGUAAUCUAACAAUGACAAAAACAUUAACAAGAUGGCAGCGGAAAUAAAUCCAGAAGAGAGGAGACAGGGAAAUGUAAGAAAACCCAUUUUGCUAAAUAAAAUUGAAGGAUGUCCAGACACUAUUAACGAGGCCAUAAUAAUUCCUAGAGAGGAUGGAGUUAUAAGUGUUAGUGAUGAUAAAACCCUUCGAGUAUGGCUGAAGAGAGACUCUGGUCAAUACUGGCCAAGUAUUUGCCAUUCAAUGUCAUCUGAGGCAUCUUGUGUAAAUUACAACCCAGAGACAAGAAGGCUUUUUGUUGGACAAGACAAUGGUACAAUAUCUGAAUUUGAAAUUACAGAAGACUACAACAGACUCAUACAUCGGAGAGAUUACAUUGCUCACCAAAGUCGUGUGACUUCAGUCAAGUUUUGUUUAUCAUGGGAGUCUGUACUUAGCUGUGGAAAAGAUAAAUAUUUCAUGUGGCACUGUUCUGAAACUGGGCGCAGGUUUUGUGGCUAUCAAGCUAAUGCAAUGUGUCUGUGUUUAGAAUAUGAUGAACAGUCUAAAUAUGUGUUUAUAGGUGAUUACUCUGGCCAGGUAGCAGUGCUCAAGUUGAAGGACUCCUCAUUUGACUUUAUUGUUACUCUCAAAGGACAUGCAGUGAGCUUCCUCAAUUUUCGAAGAGAUUUGUCAAAAACUCCAGCCCCUGGAUUGUCCGCUCUGCGUUUGUUGAUUGGUCUUGGUAGUAUUCGAUGUCUGUCCUGGGAUCCUGACAAACAGUUGUUAUUCAGUGGAAGUUUUGAUCAGUCUGUGAUUGUCUGGGACAUUGGUGGCAGGAAGGGAACAGCAUUUGAGCUGCAAGGUCACAAAGACAAGGUUCAAGGUUUAGCUCAUUCUAAGUCCACACGCCAAUUAUUGUCUGGUUCUGAUGACUGUGUUCUGGGCAUUUGGGACAUGGAUAUCCAAAGACUGGAGACUCCUGAUUGGAUAGAAAGUGAUGUCUGUCAAAAGUGUGACUCACCUUUUUUCUGGAAUUUUCGCAAAAUGUGGUCAGACAGAAAAGUUGGUAUUCGGCAGCACCACUGUAGAAACUGUGGAAAGGCUCUGUGUAACAAUUGUUGUAGCAAAUUGUCAACUAUCCCCAACAUGGGCUAUGAAUAUGAGGUCAGAGUGUGUGACAGCUGUUUUGAGGCAAUAACACCAGAAGAAAAAGCUCCACAUGCCACUUUCCAUGAUAUGAAACACAGUAUUGUUCAUAUGCAUUUGGAUGAGACUAGAAAAAUUCUCCUGACUACAGGAAAGGAUAGAGUCAUGAAGUUGUGGGAUAUGAGCCUGGUGUUACAUUAAGUUCUAUACCACACAAAGAACAUGUUGCUAUUGCUCUUGUCAAAUUGUAAUGUACAGCAUUUACUUGAAAUGUUUCUAAGGAGACAUUGAAUGAGGAGAGAUUCAGUAAAGAAUAAAUGUGUCUAAGGACUAAGAGAUUUUUUUAUUUUGAUUUUGUGUUUUAUCUUUGUAUUAUAAUUCUGUUCACUAUUUUAUUCAGUUGAAUGACUGUCAUCUGGACUUCAAAAUAAAUUGCUUUUGGUCAAUGUCCCAAAGUUGAUGCAAAAAUGAAAGUUCAUAUGACAUUUGAUUUUACAUGUUUUUGCAGUCAUGAAAUGUUAUUUAUUGAAACAAAACAAAACUAAAAAGCAUAAUACAAUGUAUUAUCUGUUCUAAAAAGUCAGAUUGAAUGAUUGAAUUUCUUCAGGAGAAAAUCUGACGAACAAAAAAAUAUUUGCAUGCCUUACAUGCUUGAGUUGCCCAAAUAAAAUUGUUUACCAUGUAUGGUAGAUUGAGAGUUUUAUCCUCAUCAUAUUGCAUACCAGAAGUCUAAAUGGUGUGUUGCAAACUUUGUUGUUUUUUUUUUUUUCAUUGUGUGAAAGAAAUGUUUACAUUUUUUUUUUUUUUUGCUGCUUCAGAAUGUUUUUUUAUUUUUGUUCUUAUUUCAUAUGCAAUGAUUUUUUUCUUUGUGUUUUAUUUCAAAUUACAAAAUGUUAUAAGAAAAAUGUUUCCCUAUGUUUAGUAGAAUUAUUUUUGCCUUUUUGUUUUGGUGGGAGGGAGGGUUUCAUUUGAUGAAGUAUUUAAUUUAGUAUUAUUGAAUUUAAAAAGCAAUAAUAUUACAUGGAGCAUUAUUAACUCAAUAGUGAAGAAGCCAAAGAAAAAAAGGUUUGCUCUAUGAUCUGGAGCAUCUUAAUGAUGGUGCUUGAUGGCCUAGAUAAUGUAACACCUGUUCAACUUUACUUUGCUUUUAUGUAGAAUAUGAAGAGGAGGGACUUAAGAAACGUCUGAUCCGAUAUUUUUUAUAUUUAAAUGAAAUAAGGUUUGCUCCAUCUGUUGAGUCUGUUCAGGUUUUAUAAUUUAGUUGAAGUAAAUGUGGUGUUUAUCAAUAGGCUCUUGAUAGAACUGGGUGGAGCCUGAACCUAUUCAAGUAGAGGCUUCAAUCUAUAGUCCAUUCAUUCCAAAUAUUUUUUAAGAAAUGGAUUGUAGAAUUACUUUCAACUUUUGUUUUUUCUUUUAAUGUAUUUAUUUUUGACACAAGGACAAAAACAUGUGAUACCAAAGUUGUUUGUUUUAUGAAUGUCAUUAUUUUGUUUUCCUAGUUUUUUUUGUUUUUUUUGCAACAAAACAUUAAAGGUUUGGAAAUCAUUAUACUUUUUAUGACAGCCAAAGUACUUUAAAAAAAAAAAAGCUUUUUUUAAAGGCCAAAUUUAAAUAUACUUUAUGAUUUCUCCUAAUCAUUGUAAAUACUUCUGAUACAUGUAAAUUUGUUUCUUAAAAACACAGCACUUGUUGCCAACUAGCUUUUGGCCUGUUUAUGUAAUUCCACCAUUUUCUUGACAUCAGCUGUCAACUAAAAGGUUUUAAUGAAGUCUUAACACACAUACACACAAUGUGAAAAAACAAUUCUGCAGGACAUUCAAUUCAGUAGCAAGUGAAAGAUGUCCUUACAACUCUGUUCAUGGUAGAAGUAAAUCAACUAAUUUCAGCUGAAUACAGUAUCAUCAUGUUUUCAGCCUUUUGACAGAACCUCCCCCCACCCCCCCCCCCUCCUUUUUUCAUUCCUCAGUUUAUAUUAAAUGUGGGUGGACCGUAUUUGCAAAUUCAGGUCCAAAAAGCAUUGUCCUGAACAUAUAUUAUUUGGCUUCUAUUGUUUUUCAGUGAAUAUAAACAUUAGUCCUAUAUCAAUUUCUGAAAUCUAUUGAUAGUGAAAUAGAACUUGUUUUAUUUUUCUUCUAAGUCUUUGCAGUGCUUCACACUCAACCCAACAGAAAAAGUUUUGUAUUUUAAGAGAAUUGAUAGUCAGAACACAGUCUCAUCUCUCUGCUCCUGGUCUUAUCAGGAGCAUAGGCUACCAACCAGCUUCAUCCAGGUGUCUCUGUUCUGGGCGAGUCUCUACAACUGUCCCAUCUUGCCUAUCUGUUUGGCAUCUGCUUCCAAAUCAUAGUGCCAUGAAUUUCUGCCCCCCCCCCCCUUCCCUCUUUUCUUACCUUGGCGGUUCCAGGUGAGAGCUUUGUUGUGAUGUUGUAUGCAGGCUUGCAAAGGGUGUGGCCUAUUCAUCUCCAGCAUCUCUGAAGGAUAUCUACUUCAAUGGGCUGCUGCUUAGUUCUUUGACACAAUUCCUCAUUCGAGAUCUAGUCUGGCAAACAAAUCAUCAGUAAAUAAAUGAUGUAUCUUUGUAAGAAGUUCAAUUACUCAAUUUUAUUUAUUUAUUUUUGCCAUUUAAGAUGGUACCUAAUUUAUGGUUGCUUCACUUUUACAAAUGACUAUUUUUGUUGGAAAAAUGUGUAGAACCCAGUUUUCCAAUGCUGUCCCAUGGCAGAUUGUAAGACAAUUUCCUACUUCUGAUUAUCAUUGUAUAAUUAAUUUUAACCUUAGCAUUUAAACGAUUCUUGUCCAUCUUCUACAAUCUACUUCCAUUGAAAUCAAACCUAUUUAAUUAUUGUAUAGUCAAAUCAGUGUUGUUGAUCAUUUGCUUGUAUUGACAAGCCAGACAUUUAUAUUCAUUGAUCCAUUUGGUUUUCCUACAUGUUGUGCAAUGUUUGUACAAACUCAACAUUUUGUUAUAUGUUUCAAUGAAUCUGAUACAAAUAAAUCAGCUCAGCUCACA